This is a messenger RNA of Lotus japonicus, 1811 nucleotides long. RefSeq lists its product as uncharacterized. The transcript has 6 exons. The record is from RefSeq and is a predicted model, not a curated record. Lineage: Eukaryota; Viridiplantae; Streptophyta; Magnoliopsida; Fabales; Fabaceae. Bases 96 to 1640 code for a protein of 514 amino acids.
CAUCGCAUGAGGACAAAAAAAUAAUUGAUUUUCUUCUAAGUAAUGAAAUGAAAUGAAAUGAAAUUCAGUUUCACAGUAGAGUCUGUCUGAGUGAAAUGGCGGAGGAAGUGAGGGGAACCGAGUGGUGGACUGAGGAGCUAGCGAGUCUGUUAGAGGAUCCAACGAAACUCACUCCGACUCCGACGACGUCGUUUCAGGUGGAGCCAGCGGCGGCGGCGACUGAGUCGGACUCGGGGGAGAGCUUCAAGGACCAAGCCGUGGGGUUCUUGAUGGCAUGGUGCGAGAUACUCAUGGAGUUAGGUCGAGGGUUUAGGGACAUUCUGCAGCAGAACUUGCUCAGUGAAGAUUCCUAUGUUGUCAGAAAGCUACGAGGACCUUGUGCUAAGGUUUCCAAGAGAUUGAGGUUUUUGAAUGAUGUUUUGCCUGAGGAUCGUGAUCCUCUUCAAGCUUGGUCUGUUGUCUUCACCGUUUUCAUUCUUGCGCUCGCAGCAAUAUGUGUGGAUCCGAAUCGUGAACCGUUAACUAGAGUGGUGAAGGUGCGCAUCCAUCCUCCUAGUGCUAGCCGUGUAUUUCUUCCAGAUGGUAGGUCCAUGGCGUAUCAUGAUCAAGGUGUUCCUGGUGGUAGAGCUAGAUUUUCCCUUGUUGCUCCACAUUCUUUUCUUUCUUCUCGACUAGCAGGUAUUCCCGGAGUUAAAACAUCACUGCUUGAAGAGUAUGGUGUUCGCUUGGUUACAUAUGAUCUUCCUGGUUUUGGGGAGAGUGAUCCUCAUCCAAAUCGAAAUUUGAACUCAUCAGCUAUGGAUAUGUUGCAUCUAGCCAAUGCUGUCAAUAUAACUGAUAAAUUUUGGGUACUAUGCCACUCAAGUGGAUGCAUUCAUGCUUGGGCUUCACUCAGAUAUAUUCCUGAGAGAAUCGCAGGUGCAGCAAUGUUAGCUCCUAUGAUUAAUCCAUAUGAGCCGCGCAUGCAUAAGGAUGAGAUGAAGAGGACUUGGGAAAAGUGGCUGCCAAGGAGGAAAUAUUUUUAUUCCUUGGCAUAUAGAUUUCCAAAACUUCUCUCUUUCUUCUACCGGAAAAGCUUCUUGCCAGAAAAACAUGAUCGGAUUGACAAGCAGUUAUCACUCUUACUAGGAAAUAAGGAUGAAGUUCUCAUUGAAGAACCAGCAUUUGAAGAAUUUUGGCACAGAGAUCUGGAGGAAUCAGUUCGUCAGGGAAACAUGGAGCCAUUUGUAGAGGAAGCUAUUCUGCAGGUUUCUAAAUGGGGUUUUGACAUUGAAGAACUUCAUGUGCAGAAGAAGUGUCAAACCAGAGGCAUACUUCUUUGGUUUAAGUCCAUGUACAGUCAGCCAGAAUGUGAAUUAGCAGGAUUUCUUGGCCCUAUACACAUAUGGCAGGGACUGGACGAUAGGGUGGUCCCACCAUCAAUGACAGAAUUCAUUGGACGAGUGUUGCCAGAAGCAGUGAUCCAUAAGUUUCCAAAUGAGGGCCACUUCUCAUAUUUCUUUUUCUGUGAUGAGUGUCACAGGCAAAUGUUUUCAACUCUUUUUGGAGCCCCUCAAGGCCCGGUUGAACAACAAGAUGAUACUGCACUCGAGGAAAGUAAGGAAGAUGUUUUACAAGUAACUGUUUCUCACAUGGAGUGAUACGAAACUGCUGAUAUAACACGACAAGGAUUAGGUCGGAUGAAAACUGCCCUGAUAGGAAAGAAGUUUUUGUUAGUUUGUGUUCAUGAGAGAGUUUCUGAGAAAGUUAAGAUGUAGAAGUUGAUUUCAACUUUUCUUACAAGUGCUUUAUAAAAUGCUUAUAAGUGCUCA